CCAAAUUACAUACCCAUCUGCCACUAUAAAAACCGAAGUUGGGGUUGUUUCCACACAGCACAAACUAGCAAAUCCAGAUUUCAUAAAAACAGCAAGCAAUGGCCGGUUCAUCAUCAACAGGGAUGUGGUCAAUGAUCAAGGACAUUGAUCACACUAAAACUACUUGGGCAUUGAAGGUUCGGAUUGUCAGGGCUUAUGAGGUGCCUCCCCAUUCAAAGGGUGGGGAGACUCUUGAGAUGGUAUUGCAUGACGCAGAGGGCGAUCGGAUUCACGCAAUUAUCAAGCGCCCCCAGAUUGCUUUGUACAAGCCUAUUAUUACUGAGCACAACAUCUAUGCCAUAAGGAACUUCUUAGUUCUAGACAACUACCAAACGGUGAAGACCACAAAUCACCCCUACCUGAUUCAGUUCAUUUCUAAAACCCAGUUCAGGGAAGAAAAUAGAACAGAACUACCUAUGAUGAUCUAUGAUUUCCAGCCAUUUGAUAUGCUGCACGUCCAAAGGGUUAUCAAUGACAAAUAUCUCAUAGAUAUCAUUGGGAUGGUUAUCACCAAGAGCUUGGUACAAACCCAUAUCAUCCACGGGAAAACUGAAAGGGUUAUGGAAGUCACCGUUGGAGACCCAGAGGGUAACCGAAUGGGUUGUGUACUAUGGAACAAGUAUAUAGACCAGUAUCUGGAUUUCGUAAAGGAAAAUGAAGGAGUGCCCAUUUUUAUGAUUUUCCAACUAUGCCGACCCAAAAGAUUCCAAGGCAAUUUGACUGUGGCUUCUUCCUACGAUGUGUCCAAGCUCAUCCUAAACGGAAACACAGCUGAAUUCUUGGAAUUUCAGAGCGAGUACUAUGCAGUUUAUGGUUCACUUUAAUAAUAAUACUUAGGUUCUAAAAAAAUUACUUACAUUCAAAAGUAAUCAAACAAUGAACAUAUUUCCAGCUGACGGCAAUGAUGCCACAACUUAUACAUGUGUCACCCAUUGCUCACAAGGAGAAGCUAGGGACGACGUGCUAAGUGGCAAUGUAAUCCUAACCACUAUGAAAGAUUUGCUAAAAGCAACUGAGGUAAAUGGUGAAGCUUUGGAUCAAUUGUUAUUGUAAAGAGUAUCUAAAUGAACUUUUUAAAUGGUCAGGAGGAUAUUUACUGGGUCCUAACAGAGAUUGUUUCGAUCGAAAACUUUCGGGAAUGGUGCUACUGACGUGCACUUUGUCGUGGUGUGCACUCAAAAUAAAUACAAUACGACACUAAUACGUAGUAUAGCGUAGUAAGGUUCGUAUCCA
Messenger RNA from Cuscuta epithymum, 1272 nucleotides. The record is from the annotation of a GenBank genome assembly. Lineage: Eukaryota; Viridiplantae; Streptophyta; Magnoliopsida; Solanales; Convolvulaceae.